AGCUCGUUUAUCAAACUGCAGGUUAGCUUGUUGGCUGAGGCGCACGCAGACGUGACACGAUGGCCCGCGCACGCGCCAUUGAGACCCGGCUGGAGAAGCUGGUGCCGGCGCUGGAUGAGUACUACUCCAGCGGCUUCCUCACACGCGAGGAGACGCUCGAGGUGUCUCGGCAGCGUACCCACUGGGAGUACCGCCUCGUCGCGAAGCCGCUUCUCCUUCUCGACGUGCGGGGGGCAAUAACUUACGAGCUCGUCCUGGAGAAGCGACUCCGCGAUUACUGCCAUCACACGAAACUCAGCUUGCAGCACCGCUGGGACAUCGUGGAGCGCAUCGAAGGCAUCUACAAGAUCGGCUUGAAGCACCUCAAGAACAAGAAGGAACACGAGUCACUUCGGCAAGAGUACGUGCUCUUUCUGAAGCAGUUUCAACGCAAUGGCAGUCUCAGCAACCUCUACGGGGAGCUCAUGGUGGCCUACCCGCGACGCAGCGAUAUUUGGGUGGAGGCGGCGGAGUGGCAGUGCACGCUGCAGCACAACACUGACAACGCCCGUGCGAUCCUACAGCAGGCGCUGCUGACCAUGUCGUCCGAGCCCACCGUGUGGGCGUGUGCGCUGCGGGUGGAGCUGCAGUUUGCGCAACGGCUGCUGGACGGCCUCCUCGCGGAGCACCGUGAAGAGGCGCGAAAGGCGCGCAGAAAGGCUGCUCACCAGGCAGCAGAGGAGGACGGCGAUCAGGUAACCCAAACUGUCGAUGCUGCUGAUGAUGGUGGUGCCGGUGCAGCGGAGCAGCCGACGUCCGUCAUUGCACCGAAGUUGCGGGCGGAGAACGCGUCCAUGGGGCAGGUGCUGUUGGACCUCGCCCUCGCCAAGACCGUCGUGGAGGAGUCGUUCGAGAGCCCUGCCAGCGGUGCGCUGCUGAUGGACCAGCUGCUGUCAGCGGCGGGUGCCUUUUCCUUCUCGAAGGAAGUCAUGGAGUUUAUUGUGUCGACUGCAACGCGCAAGAUGCUCGAGGCCUGUCUCGCCGCGGACGCACCGGGCGGGCGUGACACCACCUCGUCAGUCACCACGCUUUCCAUCGUCUCCCAGCAGCAGCAAUUGCGCGUGCGUGUGCAGUGGCGCCAUCGCCAGAGCAUCGACGCCGUCUUCGCCGCCUACCUCUCCAUGGAGGAUGCGUUGGUGAACCGCUACGCUACGGCUAUCGUGGACACGACGACCUAUUUGUCAGAAGGCGGCGGCGGUGCCAUUGCCGACGCGCAUCGCCGCCAGCAGUUUUCUCAGCAGCCGCAGCAGCACUCGAGCAACGCGGCGUUUGCUGAGUUUUCCUUCGCGAACCCGUCCGUCGAGGACCGCCGCCGCGCCGCCGUCAAGACGCUCGUCUCCAUCAUUACGUUUGCUUCGUUGCCUUCUUCGACGAUUGCCGCCCUGCCGGCUGUCACGGCGUCUGAUGCGGCGGACUCGACGCUGCGCUUUGCUGCUGUGCGGCAGACAUUGAUAGACGUUCUCCGCCGACUAGCGGGCACGCCGGCAGCGGCAGCAGGUGUCUCGAAGGUGUGUGCGGCGCUCCUGCAGGGCUCAUUUUCGCUGUCGUCCCGCAGCAACGGUGAUGGCGGUGCCGCGGCGACGAAGUUUGGCGCGGCAAGGAAGAACGACAAGAAGAAGAAGGUGCCGGCGGAGACGCCGCUCGAUGUGGCAGAGGUGGCCUGCUGGAUCCUGCAGCAGCGGAAGCUCGACCAGGCAACGCAGCAAACCUGCGUAGAGACGCCGCAGCAACGAGUCCACAAGCUGGAGGAGGAAAUGACGUCUGUUGCGAGCACCGCUGCGCCGCCCAGGUCUCGCGCUCGCAUCGAGCCGAGCUCGUUUUCCGCCACCGUGGAGGCUUCUCCUGCUACCUCUGCUUCUCCUCUGCUCACCUGGUCCGUCGUGCAGCUCGAGCGCUUCUUGCACGCUGAGGAUCGCGACGUGCUGCGUAGCACCGGCGCCCAGCUGACAUCACCCGCUUCUGCCUCUGCGCUUGUAGGAAAUGCCGCAACAAAGCCUCUGCAGCUGACGACGGAGGAAGUGGAUCGGUUUAUUGCGUGGUGGAAGGAGGAGGGGGCGCAGCUGCAAGGCGGGCCGAUUGUGUCCGCUGGCGAGGUCGCCGCCUCGCACGCACGCCGCCGCAUGGCAGUGGUGGACCUUCUCCAGCAACAUGGGCUGCUACCUGCUACAAUGAAUAGCCUGGUUAGUAACUCUCGUGGGAGCGGUAGUAGCAAGAAGACGCCGGCAGAGCGGAGUCGCUUGACGGAUACGGACGCCUGGGCGGUGGCGGAGGCAUUUCUGCUCAAUCGCACCACGGCCUUGCAGUUCUGUCCACCCGCCGCCGUUAGCGACGACCGUGCGACUUUGCUGCCGCUGUCCAUGUGGCGCGUCUUCAGCGCACUGGAAUCCAUGGUGGGCCCUCUCAACGCGAACGCGCCGUAUCUUGCGAACGACAGUGGGGCCUCCAAGAAGUUUGCGGUCCGCAGCAGCAGCAGCAACGAUAGUGACAGCGACGAUGAUGCGAGCUAUAAUCUUGAUAGCCGUACUGCUGCGCGUCCUGGUACUUCCCCCUCUUCGUCCUCUGUGACGCAGAGCACUACACGGUUCACCAGCUUCGCCGCCGCGGGUCUGCACUUCCUUAGCGGCGUCUCUUCCAGCGUACUCGAUCGGACGCAGGAGUGGGUGCGGCUGGAGGGCGUGACGUCGCUGCUGCGGUGUCGUCUCGCCUCGUGGUUGGGCCGUCGUGUGUGCACACGAGAUGUCGUCGUCGAGGCGCUGCGCGGGGCGUCGACGGAGGCGGCCGAAGGGUGGAUGGCGGACCUGCAAGGGUUGUUGGUGGUGGCGCAGCGGUGCCAGCCGCUUCCCCGCUACGCCCACACGCAUUGCAUCCUCCCGUUCUUGGAGGGAGUGGCGGUGUACCGCACGCUGAGCGCCAGCGCGAGCCCGGCGACGGUGCGCGGCGCCGUGCAGGCUGCGCGGGAGGCGCACGAGGCGUUGCUGAAGCUGUACGGAGUGUCGAAGCAGCCCGAGUCCUUCCUGCCUCUCGUGUACGACGGCACGCCUGCGAAGAAGCUGUCGGCGGGCGAGGCGCCGUCCGCCACCACUGGGAAAGCUUCCACGACUGCGGUGCAGCAGGCGAACACCGAGGACUGGGUGGCCUACGUCGUGUUUGAGCGCACCGUGUCCAAGGAUCUGUUGAAGGCAAAAACAGUCGUGGAGCAGGGUCGACGGUCGGCUCUGUCGCCGCAGCAGUUAAUGGUGAAACUGAAUGCACUGUGA
Messenger RNA from Leptomonas pyrrhocoris, 3296 nucleotides. RefSeq lists its product as hypothetical. The coding region runs from base 60 to 3296 and encodes 1078 amino acids. Gene Ontology annotation, biological process: maturation of SSU-rRNA from tricistronic rRNA transcript (SSU-rRNA, 5.8S rRNA, LSU-rRNA). Gene Ontology annotation, molecular function: snoRNA binding; protein binding. NCBI's taxonomy places the organism in Eukaryota, Euglenozoa, Kinetoplastea, Trypanosomatida, Trypanosomatidae. The transcript has a single exon. The record is from RefSeq and is a predicted model, not a curated record. Gene Ontology annotation, cellular component: Pwp2p-containing subcomplex of 90S preribosome; small-subunit processome.